UGUUUUAUUCCGUCUCAAUCGUUCGAUUGGAUCGGACGUACCUAGUUCACUCUCCGCUUCUUUCUGUGGUGAUUCAUAUUCAGUGGAAGGUUUGACUUUGAAGCUCAGUCUGGUCUGAGAAAAUUGGAAGCCGACACCGUACGCCAUCUUCAUUAAAUCGCCGCCGCCCAUUCUGCAUCGACGAAGUUCGCUCGUAUUCGACGUAAUCGCAAUCGACGUUUCCGACGUAUAUCAACGCAUCGUCGACAUCUACGCAAGGCACGCACACUCGUCGAUUGAACGGUUUGAACAGUAAAAAUGAGCGAAGAGAAGGGCACUAGAGUCUACGUCGGCAACCUCACCGAUAAAGUGAAGAAGGAAGAUCUCGAAGGAGAAUUCACCAAGUACGGUAAAUUGAACUCUGUUUGGGUAGCUUUCAAUCCCCCAGGUUUUGCUUUCAUUGAGUUCGAAAACAAAGAGGAAGCCGAAUCGGCAUGCGACAACCUGAACGGCCAGGAUAUCCUCGGUUCCAAGCUUCGGGUUGAGAUCUCCAAGGGUCGUCGUAAUCCACGUGGGGGCCCACGAGGAUUCCGUGGUCCACCAGGACGAUCCGGCAGCAGCGGUGGUUUCCGUUCCAGCUCUCGGGGUGGUUUCCGCGACGGAGGUGGCUACCGCAAUGGUGGCAGCAGUGGAGGUUUCCGUGGUGCAAGCCGUAGCGGAAGCCGCUUCGAUAGCUACGGAAGCAGCCGCUCCAGCGGUGGAUCUGGUGGCUACAGCCGUGAUUCGGGCCGCGAUAGCUACAGCAGUGGCUUCGGAAGCGGCUACGGGGGUGGUCGAAGCAGUGGCGGCGGCGGCGGACGGUUCCGAUCAAGAUCACCAGUUGGCGCUCGCGGUAGAUAUUAAGUGAAUAGCAUUUAAGCUGAUUGAGCUACUGUCCCACGUUCUAUGCGGCGUAACAUUUUCUCCACAAAAUAAAUGCAACGCCAUAUACAACUUAAACCAUGGGUGCAGUUGCCCAUGCACGGUCUUAUUUAUUGUACUGGCAAUGAUUUAAUGUUUUCAUUCACUCUAUGGCAAUAGAGAACUUAUUUGGCACUUGCAAAUUUCUCACAUAAACAGCUGUAGAUGAAUUAGACUUUACUGAUUUAUGAUUCAAUAACUCCUAGAACAAUUGUUUAGACAGCAUAAUCGAUGUCGUAUUGGAAAGGGAGAAUAUUUUGAGAUUCGCCAAAAAGAAAAGUAAAACUAUUUUGUACUGUUU
Molecule: messenger RNA, 1240 nt
Organism: Aedes albopictus (Asian tiger mosquito)
Lineage: Eukaryota; Metazoa; Arthropoda; Insecta; Diptera; Culicidae
Gene: Rsf1
Product: RNA-binding protein Rsf1
Exons: 2
Coding region: 298-882 (194 amino acids)
Biological process (GO): mRNA splicing, via spliceosome
Cellular component (GO): nuclear speck
Molecular function (GO): mRNA binding
Source: RefSeq, a predicted model, not a curated record